Messenger RNA from Argiope bruennichi, 849 nucleotides. RefSeq lists its product as uncharacterized. The coding region runs from base 1 to 849 and encodes 282 amino acids. Gene Ontology annotation, molecular function: nucleic acid binding. Gene Ontology annotation, biological process: DNA integration. NCBI's taxonomy places the organism in Eukaryota, Metazoa, Arthropoda, Arachnida, Araneae, Araneidae. The transcript is spliced from 2 exons. The record is from RefSeq and is a predicted model, not a curated record.
AUGUCCUUUCGCGUAACGCCAGAAGAUAGAGUUACUCAGACAAAGGUAUUUGAAGUAACAGGUGUAGACUAUGCAGGUUCUCUUUAUCUUAAGUUGAAAGGAAAGACCUGGAUUGUUUUAUUUACUUGUGCUGUCUACAGAGCAGUGCAUUUUGAAUUAGUCCGAUCACUCACUACUGAUACUUUUAUUCAAGCCUUAAGACGGUUCAUUGCAAGAAGAGGCAGGAUUUCAGUACUUUACAGUGACAACGGUACUAAUUUCGUAGGGAGAAAUAAUGCGUUGCGAGCAUUAGAUUGGGAUAAAAUUUCUGAGUACUCAACUGCUCAGAAAAUCACUUGGAAAUUUAUCCCACCCACAGCAGCCUGGUGGGGUGGAUGGUGGGAGCGUAUUGUGAGAAUGCUCAAAGAGCUUUUACGUCGAGUGUUAGGAAAAUCUAUUGUAAAUUAUGAAGAGUUCCUAACCCUCUUAUGUGACUGUGAGUCAAUAAUCAAUGUUAGACCGUUGACAUACAUACAAGAUGAUCCAAAUGAAUUGCUACCUUUGACCCCAGCCAUGUUUAUUCACGGAAACAGCAACUAUGAAACGCCAGAUUUCGAUAAAGUAGAUCUAUCUUCGCUUUAUCCAUUGGAAGUGUCAGCAAAAACUGAAAUUGGUGUUUUGAAGAUCAUAGAAAAUAGCGACUUAUCUGUUGAGAAGACUCCUGAUUUACCUACUGACCAUGUUCCUGAUUCACCUGCUGAUCAUGUUCCCAAUUCUCCUGUUGAAAGGACUGAUAUUUCUGAGGAGAUACACCAUACCAAAACCAGAUUAGGAAGGACCAUAAAAGUUCCUCGUAAAUUGGAUUUGUGA